This is a messenger RNA of Marasmius oreades (fairy-ring Marasmius), 2547 nucleotides long. RefSeq lists its product as uncharacterized. The record is from RefSeq and is a predicted model, not a curated record. Gene Ontology annotation, molecular function: hydrolase activity; structural constituent of ribosome. Gene Ontology annotation, cellular component: ribosome. Lineage: Eukaryota; Fungi; Basidiomycota; Agaricomycetes; Agaricales; Marasmiaceae. Bases 1 to 2547 code for a protein of 848 amino acids. Gene Ontology annotation, biological process: translational elongation. The transcript is spliced from 24 exons.
AUGACGUUCCUCGCGAGCGUUAUUUAUACAAAUAUGCGACAGGCGAGGGAGUUUUAUCGUGGCCUUACUCCCAACGUUGCUAUGAAAUUCAUGAAGCGCUUGGCCGUACUGGCGGUAGUGCUUGCGGGGCUCGGUGCGACCGUGGUAGCGCAGUCCACCAGUGCAUCUGCUGUUCAAGACAAUCCGGAUGUAAAGAUUCAGCCUUCAACAUUCACCGUUCCUGGGGCGUUUCCAACGUCGGUAUAUGCCAAGUACUACAACAAUCCGACAGCUACAGAUGCACAAGUUCAACCGGUUAUCUCAGACCCGAUUACGCACAAGACAUACCCUCUCUCGCUCACUAAUCCCGACUCCAUUCCAGUCAACAACACUGUCGAUCCUCAUCCUCUACCUCCUAAAGCACCUGCCUCUCAUCUAUUUGCACAAGCCGUAGCCCAAAUCAAAUCAAUUGCAGCAAAUCCGACUUUCGGUUCCCCUUGUGCUAAAUGUCAAGCGGGGCUGGGGAUAGCCAAGUUCCUGGCGUUAGCUGCCCCAGCUGAGGGUCCGAAACUUGCUGUUGAGCUUUGCGAGUACUUCAAACUUUCGAAUACGUGCGAAUCGACUUUUGGGAGGCUUGGUAUCGGGUCCGUGAUCACUCAAGUCGUUGCAAAUGCGGACGCUUCUGGGCUGGACGGGCAGAUGCUUUGUCAAAAUUUCUUCAACCUCUGUCCACUCCCACCAGCUUCUCCGCUUAACCUGACUAGUUGGUUCAAGAAGCCAAAGCCAAGCCCGCUUCCGCCUCCGAAGAAACCUACUGGAAAGAGGCUGAAGGUUCUUCAUCUUUCAGACUUACAUAUCGAUCCCAGAUACGCAACUGGGUCUGAGGCGAACUGCACAUCAGGUCCGUGUUGUCGGGAGAAUGUGGUUAGUCCUCAUCAGAUCUUGUUCCCGGCUCCACGAUUCGGUGCUUUUCACUGUGACACACCGUUCUCUCUCGCCAUGGCGGCGAUGGAAGCUAUCCCGCCUUUGACGGGAACCAAAGACGGUGGUUUCGCGUGGACGAUUUAUACAGGAGAUUUGGUAUCUCAUGAUUCAGACAAUCAGCUGUCGAGAGAUUAUGUGACAUACACAGAGACUCUGGUAUAUGAUCUAUUCAAGAGAAUGCUCGGCUCAGGACCGGUAUAUGCAGCUCUUGGGAAUCAUGAUAGUUAUAAUCAAGCCCAGGACUCCCCUCAUUCACUAGGAAAACCAUUGGCUGAUCAGUUCAGUUGGAACUACGAUCAUGUUGCCUCACUCUGGGAACACGAGGAAUGGUUACCGGAAGCUGCGGUACAGCUAGCCCGAGCCCACUAUGCUUCGUACAUGGUCAAGAGGUCCGAUAAGUUGCGAGUUAUUGCGCUUAAUACUAACCUUUGGUAUCGAGCGAAUUUCUUCAACUAUAUCAACAUGACAGAUCCGGAUGUCUCUGGGAUGCUGAGGUUCCUCACGGAUGAAUUACAGGAUGCGGAGGAUUCGGGGGAUCGAGUCUGGAUAAUCGGACACGUUUUGAGUGGAUGGGAUGGCUCGAAUCCUUUGACGAACCCAACCAAUCUAUUUUAUCAGAUGUACGUAGAUGUUACUGGCCCUUCACUGGCUGAUACGGAUUUUGUGGUGCACAGUGUUGACAGGUUCUCUCCGCAUGUCAUUUCCGCUAUUUUUUGGGGGCACACUCAUGAAGAUCAACUUUCGAUAUUCUAUGCCAACAAUGGGACCGCAAUGAAUGCCAACACAGCUAAUGCUGUUGCUUGGGUUGGACCUUCAUUGACGCCCAUUACUGGCUUGAACAGUGGUUUCAGGGUUUACGAAGUUGACUCCGAGACGUUCGACGUCCUCGAUGCGUACACGUGGUCAAGCGAUGUGAGCGAAUACCCUGAACUGGACUCUCAGAUUGAGAGAGGACCUGUCUAUACGUAUGAGUACAGUACUCGCGAAGCGUAUGGCAAGACGAUAUCGGAUUGGGGUCCCAAUGACCCCUUGAAUGCCACAUGGUGGCAUCUAGUCACCGAAGCGAUGGAAGCGAAUCACACGCUUGUUCAGACAUUCACGACAUUCCAAGGCAAAAGCAGCGCGCGCACUCCUAAUUGUACGACGGACGAUUGCGUUGCUGCGAAGAUUUGUUACAUGCGUAGUGGAAUGGACCUACUACCAGUUACAUCCCCCUCGAUAAUCCCUGUUCUCAAGCCUACCAAACAACUAGAAAUGGCUUCCGUCGACCACGCCGCCUCGUACGCUGCACUUAUCCUUGCUGAUGACGGGGUCGAAAUUACGUCGGACAAAAUCCUCUUGCUUACCGGUGCUGCCGGUGUCGAACUCGAGCCUAUAUGGGCGAACCUACUUGCUAAGGCACUUGUAGGAAAAGAUGUGAGAGAGCUGCUUUCUAACGUUGGAUCUGGUGGUGGAGCACCCGCUGCCGCUGCCGGGGGAGCAACUGCUGCUGCUGGCGGUGCCGCAGAAGCACCGAAAGAAGAAGAGAAGGAGGAGGAGAAGGAGGAGUCAGAUGAUGAUAUGGGUUUCGGUCUUUUCGAUUAG